This is a messenger RNA of Aureobasidium vineae, 1263 nucleotides long. The record is from the annotation of a GenBank genome assembly. Lineage: Eukaryota; Fungi; Ascomycota; Dothideomycetes; Dothideales; Saccotheciaceae.
AUGUCAGACAACGGAUCGGCAACCACAGCAACUUCCAGUCGCAAACGCAAUGGCUACGGAGAAUGUGACGAUCCUGAGCUCGCCGAGAGCCCCAAUGGAACCGACCACUCCCCUCCAGAAACUGUCACAUGGCGAGAUCGCAUCGCUCACUUUACUUGGCCUUGGUUCGCAUGCACAAUGUCUACAGGAGCUCUCGCGGUAGUACUGUCUAAUACUCCAAAUCAAUUCACUGGCCUGCAAACCAUUGGCAAAAUCUUCUUCAUUCUGGCUCUGGUUUUGUUCAUUGCAUUCACUGCUAUCAUCACACUCCGUUUCAUCCUGGUACCGCAAAAGUUUCUUGCUUCGUUGCAUCAUCCAGUCGAAUCGCUUUUCUUCGGAAGUUACUGGGUAACAGUCAGUCUUCUGCUCAACUGUAUGCAACUGUACGGUGUACCGAGUACUGGACCCUGGCUCAUCAAGGCUCUUGAGAUUCUCUUCUGGAUGUACUGCGCUACGGUAUUGAUUGUUGGUAUUGGGCAAUACUACAUUCUCUUUCAGCUGGAGCGCCUCAAGGUCAACAAUGCCAUGCCUGCUUGGAUCUUUCCGAUUUAUCCUCUGCUUGUCGUCGGCCCCUUGGCAAGUACCUUAGUUCCGGAUCAACCACACACGGCUGCUGUACCCAUCUGGAUAGGUGGAGUUAUGCUCCAGGGUGUUGGGUGGUGUGUCGCUCUCAUGAUGUACGCCAUCUACACGCAGAGAUUGAUGGUCAGCGCUCUGCCGGAUCCCUCUACCAGGCCUGGCAUGUUUGUGAGUGUGGGGCCUGCUGGCUACACUGCGCAUGCCCUCAUCUCUCUGGGUCGCCAAGCGCCAAAGGUAUUUGGUAAUGGUGAGAUUUUCGGCAUCACAACACUUCCUGUUGGGGACGUGAUCAAGAUUAUCGGCAUUCUCGCUGGAUUCUUCGUGAUCCUGUUUUCCUUCUGGUUCUUCUGCGUCUCGGCAGUUUCGGUCCUUGCAGGCAUCAAGAAAAUGGAUUUUACUUUGAACUGGUGGGCAUUUGUCUUUCCUAAUGCUGGCCUCACGCUUGCUUCGAUCCAAGCUGGAGCUGCUCUGGAGAGCUCUGGUAUCAACGGGAUCUGCAGUGCGCUGACUAUUGGAUUGGUCAUCAUGUGGAUUGUUUGUGCGAUUGCACAUAUUCAAGCUGUGAGGAAAGGGAAUGUCAUGUGGCCUGGAAAGGAUGAGGAUAAGACGAUGAAUGGUAUCCGAUGNGGGGCGCACGCAGCGUGA